CCCUCACCUCCAAAUUCCCCGCCCCGCUAAAUCCAUCCUUCCGCUUGCGCGGGCGUCCAUUCGGCGCUGAGCGGUAUCGAGGCCUUCUCAAUUUUUCAUCUUCUCCGUGUUCCUUUUUGAUUAUCGAAGGAUAUCUUAUUAGCUUUUUGAGUACUUUGAUUGUGUUCAAGAGAAUGUGGAUGAAUCCUGGACAACCGGUGGAUGCCUACUACGAAGUCAGGCCGGAGUACACAGACGACAUCCCCAAGACCCGAUUCAAGAUCAAGGCUGGAAAAACCCUUAGUGUUAGAAAAUGGAAGGCUGCCUUUAGCUUUGAAGGAUACUUGGACAUUGGACCAACUCUUAGUCGAAUUCGUCGAGCGGGAAUACAUCCAUCAAUUAGAGGUGAAGUUUGGGAGUUUUUACUCGGAUGUUUCAGUCCAAAGAGUACGUUUGAGGAGAGAGAGCAGUUGAGACAGCAACGAAGAGUACAAUAUGCCCGAUGGAAGGAAGAAUGUCGACAGAUGGAUAGUCAUGUUGGCAGCGGUGCCAUCAUUACAGCUCCGAUAAUCAGCGACGAUGGAGAACCAAUCAAGGAUCCUCUUGUUCUCAUGCAAGCCGUGCCAUCGGCUAACCUUUUCGACAAUGGUGAAGCCAGUGAUGGAAGCGGUGAUGAAUCCCAAAUGCAUAUCACAGACAAAAAAAUAAUUCAGUGGAAACUAACUUUACAUCAAAUCGGUCUCGACGUGCUUCGAACUGAUAGGACGCUUGUAUUUUAUGAGAAGCAGAACAAUUUAGCAAAGCUUUGGGAUGUUCUGGCUGUUUAUGCUUGGAUUGACAAAGAUGUUGGCUAUUGUCAAGGUAUGAGUGAUCUUUGCUCUCCAAUGAUAAUGCUUCUUCAAGACGAAGCGGAUGCAUUUUGGUGCUUUGAACGGUUAAUGCGGAGAUUGCGAGGAAAUUUCAAAUGCACAGAAAAGUCUGUUGGGGUGGAGAACCAACUACAAAGUUUGGCAUCCAUCACUCAACUUCUCGACCCCAAGCUACAUCAACACCUAGAAAAACUUGGUGGCGGUGAUUACAUUUUUGCUUUCCGAAUGUUCAUGGUCUUGUUUCGCCGAGAGUUCUCAUUUUGUGAUUCGUUAUACCUAUGGGAGAUGAUGUGGGCUCUAGAAUACGACCCAGGCAUAUUCUUGGUGUAUGAAGAACAAUUGCUCUCUGAUGAGAGGAGUGUGGGAUCCAGAGAAAAAAUAAAAUCAAUCCGCCAAUUUGGCAAGUAUGAGCGAGAAAAUCUGAGGAAUGGAGCCAAUGGUUCUCAACCCUCUCUCCCUAUUUCAGUUUUUCUUGUUGCCAGUGUUCUCAAGGAAAAGAGCAAUAAACUAUUGCAGGAAGCAAAAGGCCUUGAUGAUAUUGUAAAGAUUUUAAAUGACAUAACUGGAAAUCUGGAUGCCAAGAAAGCAUGCAGUGGCGCCUUGAAGCUUCACAAAAAAUAUUUGAGAAAGGCCAAAAAGGCAUAUCUCUAAAGCAAUAUGAAGAAUAAAAGCAUCAUCAGUGAAUUUUUGCUGCGAGUAAUUGAAGCGUGCUCAAGAAUUUCACAACAGCGUGUAACUGUACCGUUGGAAGAAUCACAUGAAGAGCUGACAAGCUUCUUUUUUUUAGAAACAAUGGUUGGAUCCAUGGUGUGCUUAUUGUUGAGCAUGUUCAUUGCAGUUUAUUUAUGCUUGCUGCAUUUAUCCCAGUUCAUUAUGCACACUUUACCACAUAUACGAUCAUGUAUAAAACUGAAAAAUAUUUUCUCUUCUCGAGA
This is a messenger RNA of Phalaenopsis equestris, 1783 nucleotides long. RefSeq names its product GTPase-activating protein GYP7-like. Gene Ontology annotation, biological process: activation of GTPase activity. Gene Ontology annotation, molecular function: GTPase activator activity. Bases 174 to 1499 code for a protein of 441 amino acids. The transcript has 11 exons. NCBI's taxonomy places the organism in Eukaryota, Viridiplantae, Streptophyta, Magnoliopsida, Asparagales, Orchidaceae. The record is from RefSeq and is a predicted model, not a curated record.